This is a messenger RNA of Oncorhynchus mykiss (rainbow trout), 1267 nucleotides long. It is a transcript of the gene taf13, whose product is annotated as TATA-box binding protein associated factor 13. Lineage: Eukaryota; Metazoa; Chordata; Actinopteri; Salmoniformes; Salmonidae. The record is from RefSeq and is a predicted model, not a curated record. Gene Ontology annotation, molecular function: protein heterodimerization activity. Gene Ontology annotation, biological process: transcription by RNA polymerase II. Gene Ontology annotation, cellular component: transcription factor TFIID complex.
CUGUUGCUGUAGCUACUUCCGGCAACUACAGUGAAGAAGAAAUGGACCGUUUGGUUGAGGAGUUGUUGUCGUGACCCUCUUGUUUUUGUAAUUGAUAUAAAGUCAAAAAGCCGCCACAACGCAACAAAAAAAUAACCGGUCAGGGCUUCAAUUGCAUCUAACCUGCACGGUUUGCGAAAUAUCGUUGGACACACUGGGCUUUGUAACUAGCUAGAUAUUCCCAUAGCCAGCUAGCGUUAGCUACAAUUGCUAGCUCUAGUACACCUUUGGGUCUGUGAGGAUGGCGGAGGAGGAAGACGAAGCUGGUUUUGACGAGGAUUUGGAUGAUGGGGCGGUUGGAGCCGAUGGGAACCACGGCAAAAGGAAAAGGCUGUUCUCUAAAGAACUUCGGUGUAUGAUGUAUGGAUUUGGAGAUGACCAGAAUCCCUACACCGAGUCGGUGGACAUCCUGGAGGACCUUGUGAUUGAGUUCGUCACGGAGAUGACACACAAAGCCAUGUCCAUCGGACGCCAGGGCCGUGUCCAGGUGGAGGACAUUGUUUUCCUUAUCCGGAAAGAUCCAAGGAAGUUUGCCCGAGUGAAAGACCUCUUGACGAUGAACGAGGAGCUGAAGAGAGCCCGCAAGGCCUUUGAUGAAGCGAACUAUGGCUCUUAGGGCCUUUGAUAGAGGGAUUUGGCCUUCACUGCAAAUACACACCUUCUUUCCCUUUUUUAAACUUUUCUUUCACAUUAUCCAAGCUGUUUAUUCUGCUUUGAUCAUUGGACAUGUUUUUUUUAAUGAUUUAAAGUUGUUGCAGAUGUGAACAUAGAGAUAGUGUUCAUUGACCACCAACUUGUGACUAAAGAUAUGUUUGUGCUCAUGUGAAAUGCUUAUGCCUUCUACAGACAUCUUUCUAUUUUUAUUUAACUAGGCAAGUCAGUUAAUAAAUUCUUAUUUACAAUGACGGCCUAGGACUAGGGGCAGAAUGACUGAUUUUUUUACCUUGUCAGCAUGGAUUCGAUCAAGCAACCUUUAGGUUACUGGCCCAAUGCUCUAUCCACAAGGCUACCUGCCGCCCCAUUAACAUACACACAUCUAAUACUAGAAAGUAGUUGUAUUUAUCGUAUACUGUGCUGUAUCCACAGAAGGACAUCACAUUGCAGUAUCAAUCAUUAGGUCCUGUUAGGAAAUGUCUCUUAGGUGAGAAUUGUUGUCCUGUUUAUCAGUAAGGAUAGUGACACAAUGGUGGAAUGGACAUUUCUGAAUAAAGUAACUCCCAAUCCUUGA